UAACCGGUAAAUUGAAACCGUGUUGAUAUCGGUAAUGAAUAAAUGAUAAUAAUAAUACAAAAAUAACGAAAUCAUGACUGGAUAUUGUAAAGGUUGUUGAUUAAUAAUAACACUGAGAUAAACCCAUUGUAUAAACGACAAACAUGCCUCAAAAACAACUAAUUAAAGAACAUAUUCUUCGAAAUAAAUAUUUAAUUGAACACAAGAAAUGUCUACGUUAAAUUUAAUAAAUAUUGAUGGGGUUGCUUUAACUGAGGACUUUCUUUCCUUAAAGCGAGAACUUGAAAGUUUAGAGACACGAAAUGAAGAUGUUUGGGUUACAGCGUUUCCAAAAUCAGGUUGUACUUGGACUCAAGAAAUGGUUUGGUUACUUAAAAAUAAUUUAGAUUACGAGAAAGCUCAAGUUAUGCUGCAGAGAAGAUAUUCGUUUAUCGAUUUUGGGGCGUUUAGAAACGAGACAACAAAAUUUAUCGAAAAACAUAAAAUUCCAACCGAUUUCUCGGUAACGUCACCGGAUUACUUAAAAAUUAUUUCUGAAUCGGAAGGAGGAAGAUUUAUAAAAUCUCACUUACCAUUUGAUUUUCUUCCAACGCAAAUUAAAAACGGCACGAAAACGCCUAAAAUUAUUCACGUAAUAAGGAAUCCGAAACAAGUUGUUCCAUCGUAUUUUCAUCACGCAACGAAAGUUUUUCCAUUUUUUGUUGGGUCUUUAAACGAAUUCGUCGAUUGUUUUAUUAAUGAACAAAUUCUGUACGGAGAUUAUUUCCGAACCGUUUUAAGUUAUUGGAACGAAAAGCACCGUUCGAAUUUAUUAAUCAUAACUUACGAAGAAAUGCAUUCUAAUUUGUUGGGUGUAAUAAAAAAGGUUUCAAAGUUUUUGGAUAAAACUUAUACCGAGGAGGAGUACGAGACAUUAUCUAAGCAUUUAAGUUUUGACCAAAUGAAACUAAACGUUGCGGUUAAUAUGGAAGCAAUUAUUAAAAAUAAAGAGUGUCCGUUUAUAAGAAAAGGUUCUAUUGAUAGCUAUAAGGAGGAAUUAAGCCCGGAAAUGAUUUCGAAAUUAGAUCAAUGGAUAAAUUUGAAGAUUAAAAAUACCGGGUUGUUUUACGAAAAUUAAUAAGGAAUAUAUUAAUUAUUACAUUCUCCUGAACUUAUUUUUAUGUGUGGAAAUAAAGCAUUAUGAGUAUUAUAAUAUCAAUAAAAUUUAUAAAAUAAA
This is a messenger RNA of Onthophagus taurus, 1216 nucleotides long. Its product is annotated as luciferin sulfotransferase-like. The record is from RefSeq and is a predicted model, not a curated record. Gene Ontology annotation, molecular function: sulfotransferase activity. Lineage: Eukaryota; Metazoa; Arthropoda; Insecta; Coleoptera; Scarabaeidae.